Molecule: messenger RNA, 4027 nt
Organism: Tilletiaria anomala UBC 951
Lineage: Eukaryota; Fungi; Basidiomycota; Exobasidiomycetes; Georgefischeriales; Tilletiariaceae
Exons: 2
Coding region: 309-3974 (1221 amino acids)
Biological process (GO): positive regulation of G2/MI transition of meiotic cell cycle; G2/M transition of mitotic cell cycle; positive regulation of G2/M transition of mitotic cell cycle
Cellular component (GO): nucleus; cytoplasm
Molecular function (GO): protein tyrosine phosphatase activity
Source: RefSeq, a predicted model, not a curated record
AGACAAUCCAACAAACGAGGAGCGGGCGUUACGGCGAGAGAUUGAGCUGCACAACAGGGCAAACCCAAAGAUCAAAAGUGCAUACCACACAAAGGCAUUAUCUAUAUACCGUAGCCUCUUCAUCACUCCAUACUCGCUCCUCCAACUGGAAACCUUUCGCAAGUACGCUUAUUAGCGCUGUAGACUCCAGCAUCCCUCACGCCUUCAUCAGCUCUGAUCGACGCGAUUCAGAGUAGCUCCGGCCUGCUUGGAGGAGGUACGGCACCGAUACGAUCUGUUCGGAGCUGGCUCCUAGCUCGCUUCUCGCCAUGGCUACUCUCCUUUCAUCGCCGAUGGGCCCCUCCCUGAGUCUCUCCCAUGGGGUCUUUGACAACCCGCCUUCGUCGCCGACACGAGUAGGUGAUGACCUGCCGCCCGACUUCGACGAGAGCUUCGGCUCAAGCAUGAGCAUCAGUGCCAGCUACGACCGCGAGGCGGCCAACAGGAUCAAAGCCUCGCUUCACAACACAACCCUCUCUGCAGCACCCAGGCUGGUACACGGGGCUAUGCUCCCAGGGCAACACGGAGGUCGCGGAGGGAGCGCUGCAUCUCCCAGGGGUGGGAUGAGCUUAAGCGCCGCGCUCGGCACAUCGCUGCACCGCAAAGCCAAGGCCGAAGUCUUCGCGCUGGCCGAAUCAGGCUCUGGGACACCCACAUCGCUCCUAGCUAAGCUGCAGUCGCCAGGUCCCAUGGAAAUAUCCUCGCCCCCGGUCGUGCCGCUACCGGCAUGUGCACUGUCCAAUGAGGCUGACAGGUCCAGCGGUGGUCAUGACGACACGCCGACAACAAGCCAUGCAAGUGCUUCACCACCACCACUACCACGUCCCCGGCAUAGGAGCCAAGAAGACGAGCUGAUGUCGAAAUCCGAUCGGGCUAUGAUUGCGCCUCGUACGCUCCGUCGGAUGGCCUCUGAACAGCAAGCCUCUACUUUGCUCACAAUGUCCAAGCUGAGCGGCGGCAAUGCGCUCGGACGCCUGUUCAGCGCCGAGCUCUCAUUGAAAGACAAAGAGGAGCCUGUCUCCCGGAGCGAAGCAGUAUCGGCAGCAGCAGCAGCAGCAAGUACAAGUAUGCCUCCACCGCCAGUGCCAUCUAAUGCGUUCUCGAUACCACCCAUCCCAGCCCAGCCCGGGCCUCGCCGACUAUUUACCCGGGCAGCCACAGUGGGCCCAGCACUCGGCGGCGCUCUGAAGCAUCCGAGGAAUUUCCACAAGUCCCCCAAUCUUGCCGGCGCUGGUAGCCCGCUUUCCAGCCCGGAGCAACAGCCUCCGAGCAAGCGUCGCCCGUCGACGUUGCCCCUAGGUGCAGGUCGCUCGCAGGCUCUAUCUCAGUCUCAGCUGCGAGCACAGGCGCAAACUGGCCCUGGUACUGCUUCAGGGGCGAGAGCUGGCCUAUUGAAACGACCCAGCAUCCAUAGCGCCUUUGGCGACGCCAGUGGCUCAGUUGUUGCAGCCGCAUCAUUGAGGCCUCGUCCUGGGUUCAAGAAAAACGCUACAGUACCGGCAUCCAUCCCGACAAGCAGGAUCAAGGGCGAGGGGCAAGGCUCAUUUGCUAGUGCUCCUCUUGCGCAAGUCAUCAAUGACACGCGGCCACGAACAUCGGCUGCCAAGGGCAGCAACUUCAUCAAGAGCCGGUCGGCAAAUCAACGUCAUUUCAACAAUUUUGCCUCCGUUCAACCAAUGAACCUGGACUCCUGCAUUGCCGAUUCACUAGGAAAGACCGCGGAAAAAGACAUCUUUGACGCGUCAACUGAUUCCACGGCUGACCGCUCCAUCGGCUGGACUGCGCCACCAACCGCUGCAGAUUCUGUGCUUGAAACGGCAGGAUUGGGUGACUUUUUCUACGACCCGCAAUCACCAGAUCAGUUGCCGCCUUCGCAUGAGAUUGCCCAACUCAACGCUUCAGCCUCUCAGCAGCGCCGCUUGAGGGUGCACAGCGAGAGCGAUGCGGAGGUCAGCUUUGAGAGCGGACAAAGUGCGAGUCCGUCCACGGCCCGAGCUCCGACGUUCGGCUUUGCAAGCGGAACACAGCCUCAGGAUGCCAUCUUUGGAGCUGACAUGUUUGCCGCGCAGACGGCGCAGGAAAACGUCUGGAAGCUUCAAGCUGGACCGCGUACAAUGAAGACCCACACGUCGAGGCCUUCGCUGCUGGAAUGCAUGCAAGGCAAUAGAAGCGCACCGAAGCUAUCUCCCGCGGCGUCGAGUGCGAGUAGCAGACGACCGCCACAUUUGCGUCUGCUUCCGACCAAUAUGAACGCUUUCGCGGACUCCAGACGAUGCCAGACAGCGCUCGACCCUUUAGUGACUACCAAGGGACCUUUCUAUCAACAGAAACCUGACCACGAGAUUCCUCAGACGGCCAAGCCGGGGCCACAGCAGAGGUUUCACCUACUUUCUCAAGGCACAGAUAUGCAAGUCUCGGAUGAUUCAGCAGGGCCAAGGGAGGACACAGGAAUGAGCAGCAUGUUGCGGCGACGAAGCAGCUUUGAGUUCGUGUCACCGUCAAACAGUAUGACUGGUAUCGGAGGCUACCCGGACGAUUUCAAUGCGAAUGGCUCGCCAAUGCCUGCAGCAGAGGCCAAGCAGCGCUUCCGACCAAGCAUGCUGAGGACGCCCAGCAAGGACGACAGUUCUCCCCUCGGCUACGGCCAGGGAGUCCGACGGACGAAUUCCCGACGAGAGGAGAAAGUACUGCAAUGCUCAUCUGCUGCCGCUCUUCCGACUCACGGGGGCGAAUUCAUGCCUGGCUUUGGGGCGUCGGAGAAAGAGGGCAAGGUCCUGCCUUGUUUCACGGUCAAGGAAGAUGGUCUGGUGCGCAUCAAGUCGGACACGUUGGUGGACUUGAUGGCGGGCAGGUACGAUGAUCAGAUCAAAGGCUACACGAUCGUCGAUUGCCGUUUUGGGUACGAGCACCAGGGAGGGAAGAUCGAGGGUGCCAUCAACCUCGGCAGUGUCGAUGCCGUCAAGCAUCACUUCCUGACGCCUGGUGCCGGCAUGCAUGCAUACGACAACGUACCGCUGCGCUCGCAGAGCGGCAGACCGGACGCAUCGGGCAACGUGCGCAAGCACCUGCUUGUUUUCCAUUGCGAGUUCAGCUGCAAACGCGCACCGUCGAUGGCUCUGGCCCUACGUCAGGCCGACCGCGGUGUGGCGCAUGAUUACCCAAAUUGCCACUUCCCCGAGCUGUACGUGCUGCAAGGCGGUUACUGCGCCUUCUUCCAGGCGUUCCCGCAUGUUUGCAAUCCUUCGGCCUACGUGCGCAUGGACGACCCAGCGCACCAGGAGCGCAGGUCGAUCGAACUCAAUGGUUUCCGCAAGCAGUUUACCAGGCAUCGCAGCUUCACCUAUGGCGAAGCGAACGCGGGUGCGGGUGACGGGGCUAGCGGAUCGCCCCUGGCGAUGUUGAAUGGUGCAGCCGCAGCCGCAAGGCCAGUUCCGAUGAUGCCAAUCAUGCACGAGGUAGCUGAGAGUCCACUCGAUGGACGGCAUGCUGGAGAGCCCAAGUCGUUUGCAGCUGGCAGACACCUUUCGCAAGCGCGCACCAGCCUUCGACUCGGAGCACCGCUACCUGGCGGCUCGUCCCAGCGGCAGCUGCAAGCCCAGCAACACCUGACGGUCACCGCAGCAGAUGCUAGCGUAUUGAGCAGCAGCGAUGAGUCUUCGUUCGAUACCAGCGGCUUCGGCGAUAGUCCAUGCGCCACUGCCGGUAAACGAAGACCAAUAUUGGCGCCUGGUCUCGAUCCUGCUGCAUCCGCUGAUGGUGGAGAUUGCACGGCGCCGACAUCUGUCAGCAGCAUGGGCGCGACGAUGAAUAUAGCAGCCGCGGCAUCACUAUCAACAUCAACCGCUCACGCGCCGCUUCAUCAUCGCACCCCUGGACCGCGGCGGCCGAUGGAACGAGCAGGUACGACAGGCAAUAUCAUCCUCGGACGUUUUUGAGCAUUUCCUUCUUCCCUCUUCGCAUGUAUAAUAACGGAAACAAUCGUGUCAGC